AUGGCUCUCGCUGCUGUCAAUACUGGUAAAGCUGUAAUGCAUACUCAACGUGGAUGGCGUAGUUUGAUCAAACCCUAUUUAUUAACUACAGUUGGAAUCGGUACGAGUGUGACUCUAGGUGAUUUUAUAUGUCAAUAUUUAGAAAGAAAUAAGAAAAUUAAAGACAAUGACUCUACUUCAAAAUCAUUUUCUUCCGUAUUACCAUGGUGGGAUAUGAAACGUUCGUUGGUUAUGUGUACUUCAGCUACAUUCGUAAUAGCACCUUGGAACUUUACACUUUCAAGAAUGAUUGAAAGACUAUUCCCAGGAAGACAAAACAUUCAAAUAGUAAAAAAGAUGUUAACCAAUACAUUAUUCGCACCUGUUGGUAUAUGUCUCGUGUUUAUAUCUGUUACUCUUCUCAAUGGUCGAUCUCUUCAAGAAGCAAAAGCAAAAAUAAAAAAUGAUAUGUUAAAAACUUUUGUAACUGGAACAUGUUAUUGGCCAUUUAUUUCAUUUAUUAAUUUUCGUUACAUACCAUUAGAUUAUCGACCAUUUGUUGGAAGUUUAGCUGGAGCUAUAUGGAAUAUUUAUAUAUCAUUUGUUGCUCAUAAUACCACAGUAGAAAAUUCAAAUAAUACUAGACAAAUAUCAACAGAGACAAAAACAAAGACAAAUUUUUUAUCUGAAACAAUUGAAAAGAUAAUAUUAGUCGUACGAAAAAUAUUAAAUACUUCAGAUCAUAAUAAAAAAGAUUUGUAA
Messenger RNA from Adineta steineri, 741 nucleotides. The record is from the annotation of a GenBank genome assembly. Lineage: Eukaryota; Metazoa; Rotifera; Eurotatoria; Adinetida; Adinetidae.